AUGGCUGACAAGCCCGGCAUCUUGUUUGUUUGCGUCCACAACGCCGGUCGCUCCCAAAUGGCCGCGGGCUACCUUACUCACCUUGCUGGCGACGCUAUUGAAGUCCGCUCCGCCGGCUCAGUCCCAGCCGACUCUGUCAAUCCUAUCGUCGUCGAAGCUAUGCGCGAAGAAGGUAUCGACCUUACCAAUCAGAAACCUAAGAUCCUCAAUGCCGACGCUGUCCAAGCUAGCGAUGUUGUAAUCACCAUGGGGUGUGGGGACACCUGUCCCUUCUUCCCCGGCAAGCGCUACAUCGACUGGCAACUUGACGACCCUGCCGGGCAAGGCCUUGAUGCUGUCCGUCUAAUUCGCAACCAAAUCCGUUGUCGCGUUGAGAGACUUAUUACUGAACUCCAGCUGUUUAGUUGA
Messenger RNA from Aspergillus chevalieri, 408 nucleotides. RefSeq names its product arsenate reductase ArsC. Bases 1 to 408 code for a protein of 135 amino acids. NCBI's taxonomy places the organism in Eukaryota, Fungi, Ascomycota, Eurotiomycetes, Eurotiales, Aspergillaceae. The transcript has a single exon. The record is from RefSeq and is a predicted model, not a curated record.